GCACUGAAGGAGCAAUCAAUUGGUUUGUGUUAUGGAUUGUGUGUUGAGUAGAGACACACUCUGAGAGAGAAACUGUUUAGUAAAACACAGUUAGCAUUGAGUGACUGCACAACCCUAUGAUGGCUUUCGGGCCAAUCCAUAGCAUAAACGAUAACAUGAUUGGCAACAAAUGUAUGCCCGAAGACACCGAUUGUGAUUUCAAUGAUAAUCAGUCCAAACAAUUUCGUUGGGGACCCAAUCAUGUGGGGGCCAAACAAUUGGCACAACUUUAUACUAACGGGAAACGAUAUCAAGAAAUUAUUUGCAUUAUAAUCGCAUCAAUUCUAAUAUUAGUAGACUUUCUAUAUUUGAUAUAUUAUUUCGAUGCUUCCAAAUGGUGUUCAAUAGUAUUGGCCGCAUUUUGCGGAAUAAUAUCAGCAGACUUUUUGAGUGGUUUUGUCCAUUGGAUGGCCGACACGUGGGGUACGGUUGAGAUGACAAUAGUGGGCAAAGCAUUUAUCCGCCCAUUUCGUGAGCAUCACAUCGAUCCGACUGCCAUUACAAGACACGACUUCAUUGAAACAAAUGGUGAUAAUUUUAUGGCUAUUAUUCCCGGACUCAUCUAUUUAUUUUACUUUUUUCGUUCAAAUGAUUAUAAAAUUAUUUAUUUAAACUAUAACUGGAUUUGUUAUCUCUAUUUGUUGGCAAUAUUUGUCGCUAUGACUAAUCAAAUACAUCAAUUAUCACAUAUUUACGGUCCGUUACCUGUUUGGAUAAUUUGUCUGCAGGACAUGCAUAUAAUCCUUCCCCGAAAACAUCAUCGAAUACAUCAUAUCUCUCCUCACGAAACAUACUUUUGCAUAACGACCGGUUGGCUCAACUUUCCAUUAGAGAAACUACACUUUUGGUCGACACUGGAGGUGAUUGUUGAGGUGAUGACGGGUUGCAAACCCCGAUCCGAUGACCUUAAAUGGGCUCAAAAGGGAUUACAUUCAAACAUUGAUAGCAAUUCACUCAAUAUUGACGAACAAAAAGUCAUUCCUUCUCAUUGAUGACUAUUUAUUAACUAAUUAGA
This is a messenger RNA of Oppia nitens, 1054 nucleotides long. It is a transcript of the gene Kua, whose product is annotated as plasmanylethanolamine desaturase-like. NCBI's taxonomy places the organism in Eukaryota, Metazoa, Arthropoda, Arachnida, Sarcoptiformes, Oppiidae. The record is from RefSeq and is a predicted model, not a curated record. The transcript has 5 exons. Gene Ontology annotation, molecular function: oxidoreductase activity. The coding region runs from base 117 to 1031 and encodes 304 amino acids.